Messenger RNA from Rotaria sp. Silwood2, 993 nucleotides. The record is from the annotation of a GenBank genome assembly. Lineage: Eukaryota; Metazoa; Rotifera; Eurotatoria; Philodinida; Philodinidae.
AUGAUGGUGUAUUCAAAAAAAUUGGUUGGCAUCUACACUGAUUAUAAUACAUUAUUUGCCGUUCUAAAUAAGCAAAUUCAUCAUGUAUUUCGACAUUUAUCAAUGUUUAAAAUUUUCGCCUAUAGUAACCGAUCAUUACGUAAUUUGGAAAAGGAAUCACCUAGAUAUUUAUGGUACAAACUAUUAUGCGACACUUUACUACAAAUGGAUAGAAAUAAAGCCAACGAUAAACAAGAGUUUCUUGACUUUCGUCCACUUCGAACAGAGGAUGUUAGUGCACUCUACAAAUUACGAUACUUUAUCGACAAUCUGUAUGACCAGUUAAGAACAAUAUUUGUCGAGGAUUAUUCAUGGUACGAAGAAUUAUUUGAACCAUGUAUUGUUUAUCCUAGAGUAACUUUAUCUGAUAAAGAUAUUGAAAUUCUGAUGGAUAGUACAGGAAAGUACGUUUCAACGAAUGGUUUUUUAUCGACAAGUCGAUCACGAGAAGUUGCUAACCGAUUUGCCGAUAAUGUUCUUUUUGAAAUUAAAAUUACAUUAGGAUCAAACACUAACAUAUCUUUAUAUGCUCUUGGUUCAGUCUAUGCAAAUAAGGAUGAGUUUGAUUUGACAUUUCAUCUUUACACAAUGACUGAUUCAUAUAUGCGAGUUACUAAUUUUCAACUUGUAAUAUCGCUGCAAUUACUUCUUGCCCUUUUAUUCUAUCAGAAGGAAAACUAUUCUGUUGCUUUGGAACAUGGUAAACAAGCAAUUGGGUUAAUCGAAGGACUUAGUUCAGUAGAUUAUCAAACAAAAGCAGAUGUAUUUGAAACAGUAGAUAAUAUUUAUGCUGUAACUGUUACAUCUUAUCCAUUAGCCAUUGAAUAUUUUGAAAGAACAUUAGAAUUGAUCAAUACAAUGUACUAUUAUAACUCAUCAAGAAAGGCUAAUUUAUUGUUAAAGUUAAGUGGUUUGUAUGAAGAAACAGCAGAGAUUGACAAAGCAGUGAGAUAA